Ceratosolen solmsi marchali is the source of this 1735-nucleotide messenger RNA. It is a transcript of the gene dnt, whose product is annotated as tyrosine-protein kinase Dnt. Gene Ontology annotation, cellular component: plasma membrane; signaling receptor complex. Lineage: Eukaryota; Metazoa; Arthropoda; Insecta; Hymenoptera; Agaonidae. Gene Ontology annotation, biological process: positive regulation of kinase activity; positive regulation of neuron projection development; positive regulation of phosphatidylinositol 3-kinase/protein kinase B signal transduction. Gene Ontology annotation, molecular function: protein tyrosine kinase activity; ATP binding. The record is from RefSeq and is a predicted model, not a curated record.
UUACCUUCAUCGCAAACUUAGUCACUACCGCCGCAGCUCUUCGUGCUGAUGAUGCUGACCUUGGCCGUGCCCGCCAUGUCCAGAUUCAUCGCGUGGACGGCGCUGGUCGCCUGCCUCCUGGCACCCGCCGCCGGCUUCUUCAACCUCUUCCUCAGUCAGGCGGAGGUCCGCAAGCUUAUGGGUUUAAAGGCCGAACUGUUUUACGUGCGCGAAGGUGUGAUUAACGAGUACGCGAUGAAGUUCGUAGUGCCCGUGCCAGCGCAAGUACACAAGCUGCAUUUCACGUGGGAAAAUCUCGCUGGCAGACCCCUGCCGUACACGGUGUCGGUGGACAUCAGCAACCCCUCGGCCCUAUCGAGCUCGCUCAACAUCUCCGACGCGGGCGACAUCCCCGUAGGCGGUAUGCAGACGUGGGCCGUGACUCUUCACUGCGGACCCUACGACGCGGAGGUCGACCUCGCGCUACGUAUCAACGUGUCGCUAUCGAGACGCAACAACACCAGCCUCGAGUUCAAGCGCAAGAAGAUCUGCCUCAAGGACAAGAGCAACUACCCGGGCCCGGAGGAGGUCUCCGUCGCUGCAUCGGGCGCGAGCUCCGGCGGUCAGGUGUUUUAUGCGGCCGUCGGUUGCGCCUGCGCAUUCAUUGCCGCCAUCUGCGUCCUCGUUCUCGCGUACUACGUCAGGGAUAAGAAGGCCCGCAGACAUAGGGAGCCUUUGCAGGAAUCACGGGGUCUCGGCUCUGCCUGCAGCGUCGAACGAGGUACCGGCAUCGGACCCGCACAGACGUUCCUGUCGCCAGAAACACCGCCCCCGGCCUCCGCCGCCUCCGUCUCGACCUACCGGAGGCUCGACGAGCGCUCGAACCGCGAGCUCUACGAGAAGAUCCAGGAGAUCACCGUACAGAGAUGCCGCGUGCGCUUGUUGAGCGUUGAGAUGGAGGGGACGUUCGGGCGGGUCUACCGCGGCAGCUACCACGAGGAGGGCGCCGCAACACCGAGGACCUACUAUAGCUACAUGGCGCUGCUGCUGCGCGAGGGCCUCGCCCUGUACGGCCUCAGCCAUCCGGCCUUACUCCCGGUGAUGGGCGUCUCGAUCGAGGACCGCGGCGCGCCCUUCCUGCUUUACCCCUACACCGGCUACAGGAACAUGAAGAGGUUCCUCACCAGCGAGGGUCCGCCCAGGGCUCUCACCACCCAGGAGGUCGUUGAGAUGGCCCUCCAGGCUGCCAAGGGCGUUCAGUAUCUGCAUCGCAAGCGACUCGUGCAUCGGGACUUGGCCGCGAGGAACUGCGUAGUCGACGAUGAUCUUCGUGUACAAAUCACCGAUAAUGCGUUGGUGCGCGAUCUCUUUCCACAAGAUUACUACUGUCUCGGCGAUAACGAGAAUCGACCAAUCAAAUGGCUGGCGAUCGAGAGCCUCCUGAGCAAAUCAUUUAGUACAGCUUCGGACGUGUGGGCGUUCGGUGUACUUCUCUGGGAGCUAACGACCCUCGCCCAGCAGCCUUACGUCGAAGUGGACCCGUUCGAGAUGGCGUCGUACCUGAGGGACGGUUACCGGCUCGCCCAGCCGGUCAACUGUCCGGACGAGCUCUUCGCGGUGAUGGCCUACUGCUGGGCGAUGUCCCCGGACGAGCGACCGACCUUCAGCCAGCUGAUCGUCUGCCUCCAGGAGUUCCACACCCAGCUCACCAAAUACGUUUAGACGGAGAGAGAGAGAGAGAGAGAGAGAGAGAGAG